UGGAUUCAACGUGGCUGACUUUUUGGUUAGCAGCUGAGCUCUUAACCACUGUGAAACCAGAGCCUGCGUGCGUCGGGCAGGGUCGCCCACAGAACUCGUGGGCUUGCGGAUUCACUUUAAGCGCUCAGGCUGCACCGGUACUGGGCACCCACGCUCGGGCGGCCCACUGCCCUUCGCACUGCGGUCGAAGGGAGGGGCGACUACUUCCUGAAUCGUUGUCAAACCCUGAGCGGAGAGCCUGCGCUGCGCCACGAUGUCGGAGAGGUCAGCUCGGAGCCUGGCGAAAGGCAGCGAGCCCCCAGGGCCGGUCCCGGAGGGCCUGAUCCGCAUCUACAGCAUGAGGUUCUGCCCGUUCGCGAAGAGGACGCUCCUGGUCCUGAAAGCCAAGGGAAUCCGGCAUGAAGUCAUCAAUAUCAACCUGAAAAAUAAGCCUGAGUGGUUCUUUACAAAGAAUCCCUUAGGUCUGGUACCAGUUCUGGAAAACAGUCAGGGUCAACUGAUCUGUGAAUCUGCCAUCACUUGUGAGUACCUGGAUGAAGCAUAUCCAGGGAAGAAGCUGUGGCCAGAUGACCCCUAUAAGAAAGCUUGCCAGAAGAUGGACUUUGAGUUAUUUUCUGAGGUACCACGUUUGUUAAAAAGCAUUUUUAGCAGGCGAGAUAAGGAAGACUGCUCUGGCCUGAAGGAACAACUGUGUAAAGAAUUCAGCAAGCUAGAGGAGGUUCUGACCAAGAAGAAGACAACUUUCUUUGGUGGCUAUUCUGUUUCUAUGAUUGAUUACCUCAUCUGGCCCUGGUUUGAAUGGCUGCAAGCAAUGGAGUUAUCUGAGUGUGCAGACCACACUCCAAAACUUAAGCUCUGGAUGGCAGCCAUGUGGGAGGAUCCCACAGUAUCAGCCCUCCGCAUGGAUGUGAAGGCCUUCCAAGGUUUCUUUGCUCUCUACUCACAGAACAGCCUUGAGGCCUAUGACUAUGGGCUCUGAUGAAAGCAGGUUGUCAGCAAUAAUCUGUAUGAUCUUCACUAGAAGAUCCUAGAUAUGAAUAACAUGCUUCUAUUUUACCAUUGGAUCACCUUCUCUGACUUAUUUGACAUGGCCUGACUGUGGGGUCCCCUCAAAGCCUCCUGCAUUUCCAUUUCCAGUCUCAGGAUAUACUCAAUCACUUUAAGGGAUCUGCCAUCAUAGUCUAUGGGGAAAACCUCCAAAUUGGCUCUAGCUAGAUCUGGUCUUCAGUCUAGAUUUCUAACAGCCCAGAAGACAUUUCCACUUGGAUACCCUUCAAGAGAUGCCCCUGGAUUUCUUCCCUUUGAGCUUCUAAGUCCAGAAACUUUCAACUCCUCAUUCUUUCCAACACUGACUUAAUUUCACUCCUUCUUUUAUUCCCAUCGUCACCAGUGAAAACCAGACCUACAUCACCUCAAAGUUAGGUAACUGGGUGGCCCCCUGGUUGGUUCCCUAGUCUCCAAUCUCUUAACUCCUUUCAUAUCCUUCCUUCCAAACUCCAGGCUGUGCACAAAGCAGCUGUCCCAUUCAAAACCACACCAGUUGCCACUGAGUUGAUACCGACUCAUGGUGACCUCAUGUAUGCAAAGUAGCGCUACACUCCAUAGGGUUUUCAAGGCUGUGACCUUUUGGAAGCAGAUUGCCAGGCCUUUCUUUCAAGAUGCCUCUGGGUGGGUUUGAACCGCCAGACUUAAGCAAUCGUUUGAGCCACCCAGAGACUCCAGGUGUCCCAUAUACAUAAUUAAAUACUAUGAAGACUACAGCCAAUCCAGUGAUGGCUGGAUGAGUAAACAAGAUUACAGCCUUGGAAACCUCAUGGGGCAGCUGUACUCUGUCCUAUGGGGUAGCUUUAAGUUGGAAGCGAUUCUAUGGCAAUGGGUAUGGGUAAAGUAUCCCCACUCAAAAUUAUGCCAUCUUCCAUACAUUCUCCUAUUCCAUUUUUCACAAUUUCGUUUUUAUCAUCACAUCACCUCCAUGAGAAGGUAGGUCGGAGAGCCUCACCUCAUUCUACAGAUGAUGCAACCAAGGCCCCGAGGUUACGUGAAACCUUGAUGUGUUUACAGAACCUCUUACCAUCGUAGUUAAGGCGGCUGUACACUCGCCCCUCUAUGGUCUGGUUUCCCGUACUGAUUUCUGCAAAGUUUGCCAGAGAGGAAAACCUCUGGAUGAUUAGUUCUACAGUGAAGUGUGUAUAAAUAUCACUUAUGGCUCACCGCUGGACUUCUGAUUCAGUAUGUCUGGGGUGGGCUGAGAAGUCUGUAUUUGAAAUGAGGCCCACGCUUAUGCAGGCGCCUGGGGGCCGCAACCUGAGAGACUGCUGUGAAAAAAGGUUGACUUCACAAACGGCCUCCUGCCGCCUACCCACCCUCAGCUGCCAACAACGCCUAGGCUCCGGGCAGACCCAUCUCUGCCGUCGUCCGCCUGCAAACCCUACAGGCCCCGGUUGGCGCCCCGAGGCUAUUCUCCGGGCGGAUUUUCAAUCGGAUGUGAUCCCGGGUGCCGCGCGGCCACGGCCGACCACCACGAG
Molecule: messenger RNA, 2525 nt
Organism: Trichechus manatus latirostris (Florida manatee)
Lineage: Eukaryota; Metazoa; Chordata; Mammalia; Sirenia; Trichechidae
Gene: GSTO1
Product: glutathione S-transferase omega 1
Exons: 6
Coding region: 254-979 (241 amino acids)
Biological process (GO): glutathione metabolic process; L-ascorbic acid metabolic process
Cellular component (GO): cytoplasm
Molecular function (GO): glutathione transferase activity; glutathione dehydrogenase (ascorbate) activity
Source: RefSeq, a predicted model, not a curated record